Messenger RNA from Stegodyphus dumicola, 1567 nucleotides. RefSeq names its product inositol monophosphatase 3. The record is from RefSeq and is a predicted model, not a curated record. NCBI's taxonomy places the organism in Eukaryota, Metazoa, Arthropoda, Arachnida, Araneae, Eresidae. Gene Ontology annotation, molecular function: 3'-nucleotidase activity. Gene Ontology annotation, cellular component: endomembrane system. Gene Ontology annotation, biological process: phosphatidylinositol phosphate biosynthetic process.
GAACUGUAACUCAUUAUUUGUCUAAUUUUCAGAUUGUUUCAGAGGAACAUGAUAAUAAAAUUGAGCCUCAUGAAAUUGGACCUCCAAUUUCCACUUGGAGUCCUGUAGAUAAUUUUGAUACAGAUGUUCUAAUACCAACCAAAGAUAUACUUGUUUGGAUUGAUCCUCUGGAUGCUACUCAAGAAUACACUGAAAAUCUUUUAGAUUAUGUUACUACAAUGGUUUGUGUUGCUGUUAAGGGAAAACCAAUUAUUGGAGUAAUUCAUCAGCCAUUUCAGAAUAAAACAGUUUGGGGAUGGGCAGGAAAAGGUUCAUCCAAAUCAAAAUUAACCCUUACUGAUCAUAAACCAUUCACAAUAAUCGUAUCUCGUUCACAUGCUGGCAAAGUGAAAGAAGUUGCAAGAGCUGCUUUUGGUCCUGAUACUGAAGUUAUUUCUGCUGGAGGUUCAGGAUAUAAAACUCUGCAAGUUGCUGAUGGAAAAGCUUAUGCAUAUAUUCAUGUCACUCUCAUAAAGAAAUGGGACAUUUGUGCUGGUAAUGCAUUGCUAAAUGCCAUAGGUGGGAAGAUGACAGCUUUGGAUGGCUCAGAAAUUGAUUAUGGUGAUCCUGAAGUUGUUAAAAAUGAAAAGGGUUUAAUUGCUACUUUAAAUGAACAUGAAAAGUUUGUAAAUAAACUCUCAAGUUUGUCCAGUUGAUCUGGUCACUGUAAAUUAUGGAUGUGGAAUCAGUGAGCGUGUUCAUCUUCAAAAUGACAAAUGUAACUUUAUUUCUUUGAAAUACAUGCAUUUAUUUAUUCAAGAUCACAAUGUUAUCAAUAAAAUUUACUGAUUAAUUUUUAGGAAGAUAUCACAUGUAUGUAUAUGUGUGCGAGGGUAUAUUUAUUGUAUUAUCAUUGAAAAUUUUUCUCAUGAUGUGUGUAUAUGAUGAUAAUUGCUAUAGUAACAUAGUUUGCAUACUUCAAAUAUUAAGAAAUAUUUUUUUUAACUAAAGGUGAUGGGAAAAGAGUGUGUGUACCAUUUCUCUUCUCAGUUUUAAACUCAGCUCAAUUUUAAAAACAGCAGACUUCUCAACUGGUAGUCUUACUUUAAAAAAAUUUUUCCUCUGUUAUUUUUGAAGUUUUUUGAAUUUUGUUAAUUUAUUUUAUAUCUUUGUUAUUGUUAAAUUAAACAUAGAUAAUUAUUAAAAACACUUUUUCAAAUAAAGAAAGCACAAACAUAAAAUUCUCAAGCAUAUAAAUGUUAUCAUUUAUCAGUUGUGUCAGUCAUGAUGCAGUUAAGCUUCCUUGAAGCUGCAGCAGUCCUUGAUAGGUCCCUCUUGAGCAGACUUUGAAAGUAGCUUCUCAAGUGACUGGGAUUCUAAAAUCAGAUUGAAAAAUCAAGAUUAUUACCACAUAAAUAAUAGUUUUCCUCUAGUUGAUGUACCUACUUUUUAGGAAAAAGGAAAUAAGUUUAAUGAUGAAAAUUUUAGUUAUUAUUAAAAGGCAAACAAGGAAGUAUCAAAAUUAUGAAAUUUCAGUCUAGUCUGUAUCACAUUCAGAAAAAAUUGAAUAAAAUGUCAUGCUGAUGAA